This is a messenger RNA of Arabidopsis arenosa, 1576 nucleotides long. The record is from the annotation of a GenBank genome assembly. NCBI's taxonomy places the organism in Eukaryota, Viridiplantae, Streptophyta, Magnoliopsida, Brassicales, Brassicaceae.
UUGUUGAACACGCUUAAGCAUCAAAACUAGACCAAGAGCUUGUCGAACAAACAAACAUGAACUCUGUUUCUCUGCCUAGUGACGUUGUUAUGGAGAUAAUGUCCCGAGUUCCAGGCAAAUCCCUAGCCCGAUUUCGGUUAGUCUCAAAGCAAUUUAGGUCUCUCCUCUCUGAUCCUUGUUUCCUCCGCCUCCACCACAGCCGUUCACGUGAUUCCCUUUUUACUCUCAAGGCACUCAGUAAUGAGCUGAGCAACCUCUAUAAACUAAGAUACAAAUUCUCUGUGACCAACAAGGCCAAUGGCCUCAUCCACAAGUUCACGGAAGAUUUUAGUACACAUAGAAGGCCAAAGGCCAAUGGCCUCCCCAUCCGCGAGUUCACGGAAGAUUAUAGAACACAUAAAAGUUCAAUCAGAAUGUUAAGUUCCUACCACCAGCUCUUAUGCUUCGUUUGUGAAGGUGGGAUCCAUCUUUGUGACCCCUUGAACAAGGAAUUGAAGAAUUUACCUAACCCUACCUUUUCUCGGUGCUGUAAUUUCAAUAAACCUGGCGAUUGUCUCGUCUCCUUUGGAUUUGUUGACGCCACGAUGCAGUACAAAGUCAUCAAAUGGCCUCAUGACUUAGAUGAAAACCGUACAAGAAGGUUGCCAAGUGGCCUCAUCACAGUUUGGAAGAAAGUCAAUGAACUUAAGUUUGAGGUCUUGAAUAUCGAUAUUGUUGAAGAUGGCCGUCUUAAAGUAUCCCCUUGGAGAUUGCGGCAUAGACUAUGUCCCUAUCUCUUACAACUCUCUUCUCAGGUUCACGUGAAUGGAUAUAUCUAUUGGACCACUAGUGAUUUUCAGAUCGUGUCUUUCUCUCUACAAGACGAGACUUUUUCAGCUAUAAGCCCUAAACCCCCUUGCUUCUUCCUUGACACCCAAGGAUCCAAAAAGUCUAGCUCUUUCACGUUAUCCGGAAGCCGCGGAAACUUAUGGAUGGUAGAUUACGAUGUCUCGUCUCAAAUCAUGGAGAUUUGGAAGAUGGAGGAUAGACGAGGUGGCUGGGCCAACAUUCAUAAGAUCAACCUCAAAGGAACCCAUCCAAAGAAAAUUGAUUGCAAAGUGAAGAUGCUAGAUAUUCGGUCAGACGAAGUUUUGUUCAAGCUAUCAUCGACGUCGAAAAGACUAUUGAUAUGCUAUGACGCCAAGACGAACACCCUUGAGAAGUGCGGGAGAGAGUUUGGAGACUAUGAGCUAUGUCACUCCACCGAUGGACUCUUGUCUAUAGACAACCUUGCUAUGUUUCAUGCUUGUCGACCCCUCUCUUGCUUUUUAUCUUGGUAAAGGUCAAGACAAUUCCCUUGGGGUUAAAUUCUUAUCUUUUGAGAAUUUCGUGUUAUCUCUUUAGAUAAGGCCUUCUUUGUGUCUAUGUGCGUCUGCUAUAAUUUGAUUGUUGUUUUAUAUUAUUCAAAGCUUCAAGCUUCUUGUUGAUGUGGGUUGUUGUUAUUGUGUGAUAAUACCCUAUUUUAACUAUCUAUGUAUUUGGCAGUUGAUAUUUUCUAAAUUAGUUUACUUUCAAAAAAUAAAUAAUUUAUUACGUA